UCUCCACUCUCUAACGUUACUUGGUUAGUGUAUUAGUGUACGAACGUUUGAUGAAUUCAGUUAUAUUUUUCGUCUUUCACAUAAAAUAUUUUUGCUUUUAAAUAAUUUAAUUCGAUUACCAUUGUAUUAUAAUCAUGCGUGAAAUUUGUCACUUACAAGCGGGUCAAUGUGGAAAUCAAAUCGGCGCAAAGUUUUGGGAAGUCAUAUCCGAUGAACACGGCAUUGAUCCGACCGGAUCAUAUCAUGGAGAUUCUGAUCUACAACUAGAACGAAUCAAUGUCUAUUAUACCGAAGCGCUUGGUGGUAAGUAUGUACCUCGGGCAAUACUUGUGGAUUUGGAACCGGGUACCAUGGAUUCGGUGAGAUCGGGUCCUUUCGGUCAAAUUUUUCGACCGGAUAAUUUUGUUUUUGGACAAUCUGGAGCUGGUAAUAAUUGGGCUAAAGGGCAUUAUACGGAAGGUGCAGAGUUAGUGGAUUCAGUGUUGGACGUUGUCAGGAAAGAAGCAGAAAGUUGCGAUUGUCUGCAAGGAUUUCAGCUGACCCAUUCAUUGGGCGGCGGAACUGGUUCCGGGAUGGGCACACUUUUAAUAUCUAAAAUUCGAGAAGAAUAUCCGGACCGUAUUAUGACCACAUACAGCAUUGUUCCUUCUCCCAAGGUAUCGGAUACCGUGGUGGAACCGUACAACUCAACGUUAUCCGUGCACCAGCUGGUCGAGAACACCGACAAAACGUUUUGCAUCGACAACGAAGCGCUGUACGACAUAUGCUUCCGGACGCUGAAGCUCACCACGCCGACUUACGGUGACCUCAACCACUUGGUGUCGGCGGCCAUAUGCGGGGUGACCACGUGCUUCCGGUUCCCCGGGCAGCUCAACUCCGACCUCCGAAAGCUGGCCGUCAACAUGGUGCCGUUCCCGCGUCUGCAUUUCUUCAUCACCGGGUUCGCGCCGCUCACGUCCCGCGGCAGCCAGCAGUACCGCGCGCUGACGGUCCCCGAACUGGUACAGCAGAUGUUCGACGCCAAGAACAUGAUGGCCGCGUGCGACCCGCGCCACGGCCGGUACCUGACGGCCGCCAGCAUAUUCCGCGGCCGCAUGUCCAUGAAAGAGGUGGACGAGCAGAUGCUCAACGUGCAGACGAAGAACUCCAGCUACUUCGUCGAGUGGAUACCCAACAACACGAAGACCGCGGUGUGCGACAUACCGCCCAGGGGCCUCAAGAUGUCGGCCACGUUCAUCGGCAACACGACGGCCAUACAGGAAAUGUUCAAGCGCGUGUCCGAGCAGUUCACGUCCAUGUUCCGGCGCAAGGCGUUCUUGCAUUGGUACACCGGCGAGGGAAUGGACGAGAUGGAGUUCACCGAGGCGGAAUCCAACAUGAACGACCUGGUGUCCGAGUACCAGCAGUACCAGGACGCGACCAUCGACGAGGAAGGCGAAGGAGAUGACGACGACGAGGACGCAGAGGCGUAAGCGCGAUGCACCCGCUUACCGACGUAACCUGUUUUCAAUUACUACUACCUAUACCAUACUACAUUAUAAAAGUUCAACCGAAGACGUUGCGUUUAUGAUACGGUAUGCGUUUGGUGUGAGUAUGUAUAAUAUAUAUAUAAUCUGCACAGUGCACGUGCGCAUGAAAUACCUAUAUGUAUAAAAAUUUUAUAAAAUAUUCUGUCUACUCGUCAUAAUAUUAUUAUUGCUAUCAAAAUAUAUAUAAUUAAAAUUUCA
Messenger RNA from Aphis gossypii (cotton aphid), 1727 nucleotides. RefSeq names its product tubulin beta chain-like. Lineage: Eukaryota; Metazoa; Arthropoda; Insecta; Hemiptera; Aphididae. The transcript is spliced from 5 exons. Gene Ontology annotation, cellular component: cytoplasm; microtubule. Gene Ontology annotation, molecular function: GTPase activity; structural constituent of cytoskeleton; GTP binding. Gene Ontology annotation, biological process: microtubule cytoskeleton organization; mitotic cell cycle. The record is from RefSeq and is a predicted model, not a curated record. Bases 135 to 1472 code for a protein of 445 amino acids.